AUGUCAGCUGAAGAUAUAACAGAGGGAUUACCUGAAAAAGUAACAAUUGAAGCAAGUGGUUUUUCAUCAGCUGGUUAUCCGAAAGAAAAAGAAGGUAUAUUUCCACCAAUUAAUGUUGUCAUUGUUGAAGCUUGUAAUGUAACAUCUGAUGGAAGAAUUUAUUUAAUUAAUUCAAGUGAAAUGAGUGGAACUUAUUUAGCUUUAGCUAAAGAUAUUUAUAUUGAAUUAAAUGAAACACAGAAUUGA
Rotaria sordida is the source of this 246-nucleotide messenger RNA. Lineage: Eukaryota; Metazoa; Rotifera; Eurotatoria; Philodinida; Philodinidae. The record is from the annotation of a GenBank genome assembly.